AAAUCAUUCCGUACAGUGGCGAGGCAGUCGAGCAACAGGAAGCGGUCGCUCUUUCCCCAAACCCCACUGCCUUGUGGGAUCUCGACAAGUCAUCCACCCACCUCCGAGCCUAGACAAGUUUUCUGGAUCCGUCCAUCCCCGCCUCCCUCCUAGUGUACGGAAGCUGAGAGGGCCCGCGGGCAGGCAUGGCGGCGCACCUUAAGAAGCGGGUUUAUGAGGAAUUCACGAAAGUGGUUCAGCCACAGGAGGAAAUUGCUACUAAGAAACUCCGACUAACAAAACCAAGUAAAUCUGCAGCACUCCACAUAGAUCUGUGUAAAGCUACCUCCCCAGCAGAUGCCUUGCAAUACCUGCUCCAGUUUGCCAGGAAGCCUGUCGAGGCAGAAAGCGUAGAGGGAGUAGUCAGGAUUCUCUUGGAACAUUAUUACAAGGAGAAUGAUCCAUCUGUGAGACUGAAAAUUGCAUCAUUGUUGGGUUUAUUAUCAAAGACAGCAGGAUUUUCACCAGACUGCAUUAUGGAUGAUGCCAUUAACAUCCUGCAGAAUGAAAAGUCUCAUCAAGUCCUAGCUCAACUGCUGGAUACUUUGCUUGCAAUUGGCACUAAGCUACCAGAGAAUCAAGCUAUCCAGAUGCGAUUAGUUGAUGUGGCCUGCAAGCAUCUGACAGAUACGUCUCAUGGUGUAAGAAAUAAGUGCCUGCAGUUACUUGGCAAUCUUGGCUCUUUGGAGAAAAGUGUCACAAAAGAUGCAGAAAGCCUAGCUGCCAGAGAUGUCCAGAAGAUCAUAGGGGAUUACUUCAGUGACCAAGACCCACGUGUCAGAACAGCAGCUAUAAAAGCCAUGUUGCAGCUCCAUGAAAGAGGACUGAAAUUACACCAAACAGUUUAUAAUCAGGCCUGUAAAUUACUCUCUGAUGACUAUGAACAAGUGCGCAGUGCUGCAGUCCAGCUUAUCUGGGUUGUCAGUCAGCUCUAUCCUGAAAGCAUUGUCCCAAUUCCUUCUUCUAAUGAAGAAAUACGCUUAGUUGAUGAUGCGUUUGGAAAAAUUUGUCACAUGGUCAGUGAUGGCUCUUGGGUGGUUCGUGUUCAGGCAGCAAAACUGUUGGGCUCUAUGGAGCAAGUCAGUUCUCAUUUCUUGGAGCAGACCCUUGACAAGAAGCUGAUGUCAGAUCUGAGGAGGAAACGUACUGCACAUGAGCGUGCCAAGGAACUUUACAGUUCAGGGGAGUUUUCCAGUGGCAGAAAGUGGGGAGAUGAUGCUCCCAAGGAAGAAGUAGAUACCGGAGCUGUGAACUUGAUUGAGUCAGGAGCUUGUGGAGCUUUUGUUCAUGGGUUGGAAGAUGAGAUGUAUGAGGUUCGUAUUGCUGCUGUGGAGGCCCUUUGCAUGUUGGCCCAGUCUUCACCCUCUUUUGCUGAGAAGUGCCUUGAUUUCCUAGUUGACAUGUUCAACGAUGAAAUUGAGGAAGUACGUCUGCAGUCCAUACAUACCAUGAGAAAAAUCUCUAACAACAUCACCCUCCGAGAAGAUCAGCUUGACACUGUCCUAGCUGUGCUAGAGGAUUCAUCCAGAGAUAUUCGAGAGGCUCUUCAUGAACUCUUAUGCUGUACUAAUGUUUCAACCAAAGAAGGGAUUCAUCUUGCAUUGGUGGAGCUGCUGAAAAAUUUAACCAAGUACCCUACUGAUAGGGACUCCAUAUGGAAGUGCUUGAAGUUUCUGGGAAGUCGGCAUCCAACCCUGGUGCUUCCUUUGGUGCCAGAGCUUCUGAGCACCCACCCAUUUUUUGACACAGCUGAACCAGACAUGGAUGAUCCAGCUUAUAUUGCAGUUUUGGUACUUAUUUUCAAUGCUGCUAAAACCUGUCCGACAAUGCCAGCAUUGUUCUCAGAUCACACCUUCAGGCACUAUGCCUACCUCCGAGACAGUCUUUCUCAUCUUGUUCCUGCCUUGAGGUUACCAGGUAGAAAACUAGUGUCAUCAGCUGUUUCUCCCAGCAUAAUACCUCAAGAGGAUCCUUCUCAGCAGUUCCUGCAGCAGAGCCUUGAAAGAGUGUAUAGUCUUCAGCACUUGGACCCUCAGGGAGCCCAGGAGCUGCUGGAAUUCACCAUCAGGGAUCUGCAAAGACUUGGAGAACUUCAAUCUGAAUUGGCAGGAGUAGCUGAUUUCUCUGCCACCUAUCUUCGCUGUCAACUACUUCUCAUCAAGGCUUUGCAGGAAAAGUUGUGGAAUAUAGCUGCCCCUUUGUAUUUGAAGCAGAGUGAUUUGGCCUCAGCAGCAGCGAAACAGAUUAUGGAAGAGACCUACAAAAUGGAAUUCAUGUACAGUGGUGUGGAGAAUAAGCAGGUGGUGAUUAUACAUCACAUGAGGCUGCAGGCCAAAGCUUUGCAACUUAUAGUAACAGCACGAACUACACGAGGACAAAGUCUCGCUCUGUCGCCGAGGCUGGAGUGCAGUGGUCCGAUUUCAGCUCACUGCAACCUCUGCCUCCCGGGUUCAAGCGAUUCUCCUGCCUCAGCCUCCAAAGUAACUGGGAUUACAGGCAUGCUACACCAUGCCCGGCUAAUUUUGUAUUUUCAGUAGAGACGGGUUUCACCAUGUUAGCCAGGCUGGUCUUGAACUCCUGAACUCAGGUGAUCCACCCAAUUUGGCCUCCCAAAGUGCUGGGAUUACAGGCGUGAGCCACCGAGCCCAGCCUAUAUUUUUCAUUUGUAUGCAUUCUGCUUUUUUUUUUUUUUUCUUUCUUUCUUAAGUUUUGCUAGAUUGUUUUCUUUUUUCCUCCAGGGGUUUGAAAGUUAUGCACCCUAAUUCUAAACUCUUCAAGUGAGAGGCAGUAGAACAUACUGGUUAAGAGGGCUGUGGUGCCACACUGCUUCGGUUCAGAUCUUGACUUUACCAUUUGCAAACUGAGUAACCCUUGGACAAGUUACUUAACACUUCUUGGCCUCAGUUUGUUCCCAUAAGUUAAACUGAGAUAAUAGUAGUACCUAUCUCUUCCUCACAGGGUUAUUGUAAGGGUUAUUGAAUUAUUAUAUGCAAAACCAUUUAUUUAUUUUAUUUAUUUAUGAGACAGAGUCUUGCUCUAUCACCCAGGCUGGAGUGCAGUGGCGCGAUCUCAACUCACUGCAACCUCUGGUUCCCGAGUCCAAGCAACUCUCAUGCCUCAGCCUCCUAAGUAGCUGGAACUACAGGUGCGCAUCACCACACUCAGCUAAUUUUUUAUUUUUAGGAGAGAUGGGGUUUCACCAUGUUGGCCAUGCUAGUGUCAAACUCCUGGCCUCCAGUGAUCUACCUGCCUUGGCCUCCCAAAGUGCUGGGAUUACAGGCGUGAGCUACCGUGCCUGGCUGGAUUAUUAUAUGCAAAGCCUUUAAAAUAGUGUCUGUCACAUCAAUUAUAAAUACUUGAUACAUGUUAACUAAUAUUAGUUUUAGUAAUACUGUUAUUACUUAUAUUUUUAAUGAACAUAUUGAACUUAUAUUUAUCAGCAUAAAAAGUUAAACAGAAUUUAUGGUCACCUCUGUAAGAUCAAGAUGAUCUAAGAGAUCAAGAUGAAGAUUUUAGUAUGCUUUUGUUUGUCUCUUACUGCUUAAGUAAUUUGGGCCAGUUGGCCGGGCGCAGUGGCUCACGCCUGUAAUCCCAUCACUUUGGGAGGCCAAGACAGGUGGAUCACGAGGUCAGGAGUUUAAGACCAGCCUGGCCAAGAUGGUGAAACCCCAUCUCUACUAAAAAUACAAAAAAUUAGCCAGGCGUGGUGGUGGGCGUCUGUAAUCCCAGCUACUUGGGAGGCUGAGGCGGAAAAUUGCUUGAACCCAGGAGGCGGAGGUUGCAGUGAGCCGAGAUCACACCACUGCACUCCAGCCUGGGUGACAGAGUGAGACUCCAUCUCAAAUAAUACUACUA
Pongo pygmaeus (Bornean orangutan) is the source of this 3894-nucleotide messenger RNA. RefSeq names its product integrator complex subunit 4 (gene INTS4). Gene Ontology annotation, biological process: snRNA processing. The record is from RefSeq and is a predicted model, not a curated record. The transcript is spliced from 19 exons. Bases 186 to 2576 code for a protein of 796 amino acids. NCBI's taxonomy places the organism in Eukaryota, Metazoa, Chordata, Mammalia, Primates, Hominidae. Gene Ontology annotation, cellular component: integrator complex.